CAGGGACUUCGGUACUCUCACACAUCUAUUAAAAGCAUCUUUAGGAACGGGAAUACUGUCAAUGCCUGCAGCGUUUUACGCAUCUGGUUUAGGGUUGGGGAUUGUUGCAACUAUAGUAGUUUCUAUCAUUUGCACCCACUGCGCCUAUAUAUUGGUGGUGUGUGCACAUGAGUUAUAUAAAAAGGCGAAAAAAACUCACAUGAGCUUUCCAGAAGUAGCAGAGGAAGCUUGCUUAAGAGGACCGGAAUGGGCGCGGGAAUACGCUGGCGUAGCAAGGACAGUGGUUAUUUCCAGCCUUUUCCUCGCCUACUUUAUGACCUGCAGUUGUUACGCUGUGAUAGUUGCCAGGCACUUCGAUUAUGUGAUAGAUUACUAUAUCGGCUAUGAGCUUGAAAUAAGGAUAACAAUUGCAGUAGCAAUGGUUCCACUCGCUAUGCUGGCAUGUGUUCCAAACUUGAAGUAUUUAGCGCCAUUUUCAACGGUAGCGAACGGAUGUAUGGCCGUCGCAUUGGGUAUCACUAUGUACUAUUUAGUAGCAGAUAUUCCUCCAAUUUCUGAGCGAAGGCAAGUCGCCGAUAUCUCCACAUUUCCAACAUUCAUCAGUAUUACUAUUUUCGCCAUCGAAGCGAUUGGAGUGGUUAUGCCUUUGGAAAACAACAUGGGAAAACCUCAACACUUCAUUGGAUUAUGCGGAGUAUUGAACCAAGGAAUGAGUGGAGUUACAUUAGUUUACAUAAUAGUAGGAUUCUUUGGAUACUUGAAAUAUGGAAGUGCCAUUGAAGGUUCUGUAACAUUGAAUCUUCCAAUCGAAGAUUAUGCUACACAAGCUGUCAACGUUCUUGUUGGUAUCGCAGCCUUUUGCACAUUUGGACUACAGUUCACUGUCUGCACCGAUUUAACGUGGGGUGCAUUGAAAAAACGUUACGAACACAAAGGACCAUGGGCCAUGUAUGUGGUGCGGAUAAUAUCCGUAGUUUUAUGCGUGUCCCUAGCAGUUGCCUUACCGAUGAUUGUUCCAUUCGUCUCGUUGAUUGGUGCAUUCUGUUUUUCAUUCCUCGGGCUAGUUCUUCCUGUAAUAGUUGAAAUGCUAACGUUUUGGGAGAAGGGUUUCGGGAGAUUCCACUGGAAAAUCUUCAAAAAUAUCAUUGUAUUCAUAACUGCAAUGUUAGCUUUGGUAUUUGGAUCAAAGUCGGCUAUUGAAGAUAUAGUGAAAUUGUAUACAACAGAAAGUACAGUCCAACUGAACAGUACGCUUUUACUAAACAGUACACUUUCAUUGAAUAGCACAGUAGGUUAAUUCAGUAUAAAUUAUUCGCUUGGGGUAUCAGAUAUGAAACGUCGGUCCAUAAACUAAGUUAAGACACUUUUUCUAUAUCUACUUCUAAGGUAAGAUUCAUCAGAGGUCUUCAGUUCCGAUUUUUUUUCGGAAGAAUGUGGCCAAAGAAUGGAAAAUGAAUUCUGCAUUAUUAAUUCUUCCGGAAUAAGUUUCGGUAGAAUAGGUUUAAAAUUAUACUAUGUAAGGUUAUGUUUUUCAUAAUGAAAUCGGUAUUAUGUAUUGUUACACAAUUUCCUCUGUGAUUUUGUCGUAUGUGAGGUGUUUCACAUUGGUCGCCUGCUCAGAUUGAACCAUCUACAGAUGAAAGUAUUCAUUUAGUCCGUUUCAAAAUAAUUCGUCCUAACUCGGGGGCAUGUCUCUGAUUUUAUUGUUAUUGAACCGGGUCCAAACUGCGACCAUCUGAAGGGUGGUAAAUCGGGACGAAUUGUUUCGAAACGAUCUAGAAGCUUUCAAUGAACUUCAAUAUCUAAAUCGUUCAAAUUUUAUACUUGAGAGUUCUUUUAUUGAAGAAUUAUUCAAGAAUGAGUCUUCAUAACUUUGUUUGUCAAACAAGAUUAUAUAACGCCUGGGCCUAAGAAAUCGCGUUUUUUUUGUUCAAAAUUGACUUCAUUGAUCAACGUAAUCUACAUCUAGAGCAGUGGUUCUUAACCUUAUAGUCAUGCGGGACCAUUUGACAAAAUUUUUGUCAGGCCAUGGACCACCAAGUUGGUUAACUAGUUUGUAGUUGAUAUAAAGUACCAUACGAUAACUAUAAAAUACAGUACAGUACAGUAAAUAAAUGGAACGGUCGUUCUAAUUCAUCUCUAAAUUGCAUUGUAAAACAAUGCGAUUUUUGUGAUUGCAUAUUCUUUACUGAAUUCUGAAUCCUUGGUACAGUGCUACUUAAACGCGUACCAGCAGUGGCAUCCAACCGAUUUCGGUGCUUGUUUUUAAUAAUCAGAAGCAACGAAAACAUAGAUAUAUUGAAGAAAAUAAAGUUAGGUAACGAAUAGCAAGUUUUGGUAAAGAAAUUUUCUUUUGGCUCCAAAAUUCUUCAAGACUAAUUCCUGAUUCGAAUGUAUCUUUUGAGUUGCUGUCGUGUGGCAUAUCAAUUACUUCUUCUUGAACUUCAUCAGGCACCUCGGAAGCGUUUACAAUAAAUGGAUUGCGGAUCAACUUUAGAAUACUUUUAUCCUCGCGGUCGGAAAAAUAGCGAUUGAAUUCAAUUUUCAAGUUUUUCAAAUGUAAUAUGUUCUUUUGUAUUUCUUCUUUAAUUUUAGCACUUUGUCCAUCAAUAAUCUGAUUAAGCUUAUCGACCUUGUUGAUCCAUAGCUCGAUUUUAGCGAUAAAUGCACUGAUUGCAACUUCAAAUUUCCCGACCCUUGCAGUAGAAGGUUUAAUUUGUUCAGUUGCGCAAAAAAAUCGACCAAACAAGCAAAAUGUAUAUGAAAUUUGGAGUCGCAGAACUGAUCAAACAACUUUGUGUUUUCCUUGUUAGUUAAAAUAUUUUUACUUCCUCUCUUAGUUCGUACAACCUCAACAACAUGUUUCCUUUGAAAAGCCAACGCAAUUCCGUGUGGAAAAGCAAAGUUUCAUGUUCAGAGUUCAUAUCAGAAAACAAUUAUUUGAGAGACGAGUAUCGAGUGCAUUCUUUUUAAUGAAAUUUAUUACUUUUAAAGCUAUUUUCAUCGUCAAAGCAAAGCAUUCUGGAAGUUUCUUGGCAGCUAGUGCUUGACGAAGAAUAACACAGUGCGUCCUAACAAACGGAUUUUUGGUUUUUAUCAAUGCUGCAAGACCAGAGCGAGAACCAAGUAUAGCAGGAGCUCCGUCCGUACAAAACCCCGCAAGCCGUUUCCACAUAAUUCCAUGGUUCUCCAUAUAUUGACUUAUUGCAACCAUAACAUCUGCACCUUGCGACGUUGUUUCAAGUUCUUGAGAAAAUAGUAACUCUUCUUCAAACAUUUUAGCGGCGGGUCGCAUUAUAUCGCGUCGACUCAUCUAACAUAUUUAUAAAGAUGGCUCUGCGAACCGCUUGGGAUGCUUCCAGGGACCACCAGUAGUUCGCGAACCACCUGUUAAGAACCACUGAUCUAGAGCCACACAAUCGGACUGUGCUUACCUCACUGGGGGCUCUUUUCUAAUUUUAUUGGUAUCUACAGCUUUAACUACUAAAGCUACUACCCUCUUUUCCUGGUUAGGUUAUUUUGGUACCUUUCGGAGCCACCUGAGGAGCAUCUUGGCUAUUCACAGUUCUGCCAGCCAUGUCACAUAGCAGAAUUAACCCACCUUAUCAUGAAAAAUUCCCUGGAUUCUAUCUAAGAGGAUUUGGACUCACGAUCUUUGAAUCGUGACCAUUGCGUAUUUGUAGCCGCUUCGAUAGAUUUUGUUGAGAAAACAGUGGACUGUAUUUUCAGAUCGUGAUUUUGAUCGUCAGACUGAGAUAAAUUCCUCUAGACCCACCGAUCUUGAUAUCUUCUGAAGAUCCAGUUGCCCCCAGGAACGGAAUAAUCCUUGCAAUCGAUAGUACUGGCACAUAUUUGAUUUUUCAAAGUAACAGUUCCAUAUACACACAUCAAAGUUAUGAAAUAACUAGCGGUUAUGUCAAUGUAGAGCGGUGAUACAUUUUUUCACUCACGAUCCACUUGCUUAAUUUUUUCCUAGUUCCUAACCUCACAGAAUAAGUGGGGAUUGCUUGAAAUUGUUCGCACCCGUACCUAAAAAUAAUCUAAUACAGCUGCCGGAGAGAAGUCCCACCCUCAAGAUGUGCAGCAGAUGUGUAGAAAUCUGUUAUCAGUCUGUUAGAUUAUUCGAGCCGUAGAAAUCCAAAUUCAGAACUCUAUUCAGUUAGAGAUGGAGUUUAAAAAUGAAUAACAUAAACAUAUUUUAAAUGGUCAAACUCGUGAAGAUAAGAUUCCAUUUCUCCCACCGGUCAUGACUCAGUAAGGGGUGACAAAGCUCCCAUUCUCAACAGCUCAACUACAGGUAGAAAACAGGUGAAAAUUAGGUAUGAAUCGGGUAGCAAAUAAUAUUAGGUACUAGGAAUUGAUUUAUUGACUACGUGUCUAUGUCAUAUCGUUAGCCUUGUGUUCUGAAGAAGCUAUGUCAAUAGCUCCUCGAGAUUUCUUAGGGGUCAUCAUAACUUCACAGUCCUGUAAGCCAUUUAACAUUGCAGAUUCUAAUUUGCAGACCCUCCUAGAUAAAGUCUCACGGGAAAAAUAUCUGGUAGGGAAGGUAUUAGAACCCACAAUGAGCAUACUAAUACCUUAUUUUAGAGCUCAAGACAAUGUGACAAUGGAAGUGAUAAUUUUUCGAAUAUUUGCAAUUGAAUAACCCUUUUCGAUCUACAGGCAGACUGAAUUCUUGGUGAUACUAUUAAGAGACCACUAUUGAGAGACCGUGUGAAACACCUCGUUUAAACAAAGGCUGUGUUUUCCAUAUUUGUAUUUUUAUUUAUUCUCCUUAAUGUCGCCUUAUUCGUUAUAUGAAUUUAGGUGUUGACUUUGUUUAAAUUUGAUUCGACAAAUAUUUCAUCCCGUUUCUAUCAGUUAUAAUGAAGGGGUGAAAUGAAGAAAGUCAUCUACCAAAGUAAUUUAGAUUUAUUAUUCAUCUUGAUGUUUUGAAUAGUACUUGUUGAAAGUGAUAAUUUUAAAUCACUGUCAACAUCUUUAUAAUUUUACAUGAUAACUAUUACUUCUUGGAGUAGCAACUUACUGAUUAUUGUUUCUAUCAGGGAAUAACUUUCACCAGAUCACUUAUGUUAAUUUAAGUUGCUUUGUUCAAAUAAAAACCCAUAUAACAGAAAA
Molecule: messenger RNA, 5118 nt
Organism: Leptinotarsa decemlineata (Colorado potato beetle)
Lineage: Eukaryota; Metazoa; Arthropoda; Insecta; Coleoptera; Chrysomelidae
Product: proton-coupled amino acid transporter-like protein pathetic
Biological process (GO): amino acid transmembrane transport
Cellular component (GO): vacuolar membrane
Molecular function (GO): L-amino acid transmembrane transporter activity
Source: RefSeq, a predicted model, not a curated record